AUGAUCUUCACUAUUCAGAGUUUCCAAAGCGCCAUUUUGAGUUGGAUUGAGUUCGUCUCUCAAAUCUAUCGACACCUACCUCCCUCAGUGACAUGGGUUCGACAUAUCACAGGAAAUCAAACUAGCUCACUCAGUUUUCGCAUCUUUUUCUGCUUGUUCUACAUUCUUCUAAAACCUUAUCAGACCAAUUUCGUCAGCUCGAGGGAAGAGGAGACGGGUUUAUGUCCGCUUUGCUUGGAGAAACCAAGCCCCGACUUGGCAAUUCUAGGCUGCAAUCACACAUUUUGUCGGGAUUGCAUGGACCGCUGGUUGAUACAAGGCAGCGAGUGUCCUCUCUGCUCCCGUCCCUUGGGCGAAGAGUUCAUCACUUGGCGAGAUGGAUCCACUUCAUGUCUUGUCUACUUCUUCUAG
Rodentolepis nana is the source of this 411-nucleotide messenger RNA. The record is from the annotation of a GenBank genome assembly. Lineage: Eukaryota; Metazoa; Platyhelminthes; Cestoda; Cyclophyllidea; Hymenolepididae.